CAUGAUAAACGCCCAACUAGGCCAAGAAAGGCGCUAGGAUUAUACUGUUGGCUAUCAACAGUGGCCUUUUCAGAAGCGAGGUGCGGUUCUAGGCUAUCGUUGACAUCAGUAUUGGCAGCCAUGGGCAAGGAUGAUGAGAAGCCGCCGCUUACUGACAGCACUGCCAGUGGCGGCAAUGAAGUGAAGCUUGGUAACAGGGGAAAUUGGGGCCGACAGUUGGACUUCAUCCUAACGUGUGUUGGUUUCGCUGUCGGUCUUGGUAAUGUGUGGAGGUUUCCUUAUCUCUGCUACAGGAAUGGAGGGGGUGCCUUCCUCAUUCCGUACAUCUUGAUGUUGGCAAUCGCAGGUCUACCAAUUUUCUUUAUGGAGUUGGCGAUCGGACAGUUCUCAAACUACGGGGCCAUGGCAGUGUGGAAGAUAUCACCAGCUUUUAGAGGGCUAGGGUAUGCCUCAGUGAUCAUCUCCUGGCUGACCUGUGCCUAUUACAACGUGGUGGUCAUGUGGAUCAUCUUCUACCUCUUUGCUUCCUUCUCCUACGAGGUACCGUGGGCGUCGUGCAACAACUACUGGAAUACACCCAACUGCUACAGGAGAGAACUCUCCGACCUUCAAUGUACCAAUAAUACGAUGGCGAACUGCACGGCUACUCGUGUCUUCACCGGAAACGAAACUUCGCCAAGCCAGGAAUACUGGGAACGGUACGUGCUUGACAUAAGUAGUGGUAUUGAGGAGCUGGGGACCGUGCGCUGGCAACUUGUCAUCUGCCUCAUUCUCGCCUGGAUCAUCGUCUUCUUCUGUUUGGUCAAGGGCAUCAAGUCCGCAGGAAAGGUUGUCUACUUCACCGCCCUCUUCCCCUACGUCGUGUUGGUUGCGCUGCUUAUCCGGGGUGCUACUCUGCCGGGCGCCAGUAAUGGAAUAUACUUCUAUAUCGUGCCGACUCUCGAGAAACUCUCUGAUGCAACGGUGUGGAAAGAUGCAGCCUCUCAGAUCUUCUACUCACUCGGGCCGGCUUGGGGUGGACUCAUCACAUUUGCAAGUUAUAACAAGUUUCACAACAACUGCUACCGGGAUGCGGUCAUCGUAGCCGUGAUUAACUGCAGUACAAGCGUCUUCGCUGGGUUUGCUAUAUUCUCGGUCAUAGGUUUCAUGGCGCGUGAGGUUGGCAAAGAAGUUAAAGAUGUUAUCCUCAGCGGUAGCGGUCUGGCGUUUAUUGCCUACCCAGAAGGAAUAUCCAGGAUGCCGGCUGCCCCAGUUUGGGGGGUUCUCUUCUUCACCAUGCUGUUGACCCUUGGGCUUGAUAGUCAGUUUGCAAUGAUGGAGACGGCUAUUACCGGAAUAAUCGACAGCUAUCCUCGGCAGCUACGCUCCAAGCAGACUUGGGUGACACUUGUCGUGUGCAUUAUCACCUUCCUUGCAGGAAUACCGUGUGUGACAAGGGGCGGAACGUUCGUUUUGACACUGAUGGACUGGUUCAUCGGUGCUCCCGCUCUAAUCAUUGUGGGCUUCUUCGAAACUAUCGUCGUCUGCUAUUGCUAUGGCAUCUGGAAUUUCUGCGAUGAUAUCCAGUUGAUGAUAGGUUUCAAGCCCAACUACUACUGGUUGGCCUGCUGGAUGUUCAUUACCCCAGCCUCACUACUGUUCAUUGUGGUGAUGUCUGCGAUCAAUUACGUGACGCCGUACUAUGACUCCAACUAUACCUACCCGCCGUACGCGGAGGGCAUCGGCUGGCUCCUGGGGACCAUCUCGCUCGUCUUCAUCCCCGCCCUCUUCCUCAUCACGUUCAUCUCGCAGGUUACCACUAUGAAGAAACUGACUGACUUCUUCGAGGGAAGGACAACCAUGGAGGUGAUAAGGAAGAUGUUCCGACCCCCGAAGAACUGGGGUCCAGCUGUUGGUAAUGAUGGCUUGAUUGAUGGCGUGACACCGUCCUCGCAGCUCCUCAAGAUGAGGCAAGAGGAAGCUACGGCCAGAACGGAGGCAAUUCACAUGCAUCAGAUGCGGCACGCGGCCUAUGAUAACCCAACAUUUGACUCCCUCCCAGCAUCGCUUUAUUGAGGAUUGCGAUUUGACUAGGCCGUAAUAUAGGCAAAAUCAUGUAUAUUCGUAUGCAGUCAAGCAUUUGACAACACCGCGGUAGAAAUCCUAUAUUGAUAUAAGCAGUGUCCAAUCCAUUUCAGGUCAUCAUUUAAAUAACUAAUCGACCAUCGUGAUCUUCGUAAUGAUAUUAUUUUUUCGAAAAUACCCUUUCAUUGCAUGACCAAUAGAGGCCAUUACAUGUAUAUUGUAUCCAUACCAAAUAGUACAAUCAAGUCUUGAGCAAUUUCGUAAAUGGGUCAAUUUCAAUUUAUUUGACUAUUCCAAAGCUUGAUUGACUUCCAAUACAUAAAUAUUUGGUCUGAGUCAAAUGUUAUGCAGUAUUGCGUUUACGUGUUACGUAUUGCGUUUACGCAUACCAUAUCUCCUCGCUGAGAGAGGCACAGAGGUACCUCCCAAGAGAGUGUUGCUGGCCAAGUUUGGUGUCAGUUCUCAUCUGAUAAACUGCGUCACGCAACUCCGUCUUUGCGCACAUGGAGUAAUGGUGGGCAAGAUGGUCAUUGGAGUUAGAUAGUUAGCUACAGAUCCAAACACAACCAAUCAUUAGGAACUGAAAUAUCGUAAACAUCUUGUUUUCGUUCUUAUUCUGAUUCUUGUUUUGCAUCCAGGUGAUCACGAAAAGUUUAUAACACGUAUAGACAGACGUAGCCAGAUGGGGAUCGGGGGUCCUAAUUUUGGAAUUGGCCGGGUAAAUCCAGCUGAAAUUCUUUUUCAAAAGUGACCAUGAUUUUCUCUUGUGUUUCGAGAAAACUUCCCGCUCGGAAGAUCCUUGCCACGCCUUUUAUGGGUUUUGGGGUAGAUUCGACGAGUAAAUAAAGACAAACAUCUUAUCUUUAGUACUUUUGUCACCAGCACGACUGAUAUAUUGGCUAUACUAGCUAUUUGUAAUAAAGACAUUGAAACCA
Messenger RNA from Lineus longissimus, 2999 nucleotides. Its product is annotated as sodium- and chloride-dependent glycine transporter 2-like. The transcript has 15 exons. Gene Ontology annotation, biological process: sodium ion transmembrane transport. NCBI's taxonomy places the organism in Eukaryota, Metazoa, Nemertea, Pilidiophora, Heteronemertea, Lineidae. The record is from RefSeq and is a predicted model, not a curated record. Gene Ontology annotation, cellular component: plasma membrane. Bases 121 to 2055 code for a protein of 644 amino acids.